Caenorhabditis remanei is the source of this 1140-nucleotide messenger RNA. RefSeq lists its product as uncharacterized. The transcript has 7 exons. Lineage: Eukaryota; Metazoa; Nematoda; Chromadorea; Rhabditida; Rhabditidae. The record is from RefSeq and is a predicted model, not a curated record. The coding region runs from base 1 to 1140 and encodes 379 amino acids.
AUGCGAGUGCUCACAGUUCUUCUUCUUUUCUUAUUAGCCACUACCUCUUUUCAAUCUAUCAAUCCAGUUAUCUCUCCAGUUCAACUAUUCUGUCCUACUGUAGGAACUAAUGCAUAUGCUUUGGUUACUGUAACCGAAGGAUUAUCUCAAAUUGAUUUUGAAGGCAUUCUUGAAAGUUAUGCAAAGUUUAUGCCAUUUAAUUCAACUCAACAAAUCAAAUAUGAUUUUUAUUUUGGAACUAAUUACUCUACGAUAGUUACUACAAACGAUCUGGCAUUAGAAAUCGAGGUCGCAAAGGACAAUCAACAAGACACAACAGUCUAUUUGAAGAAGCAGGUGGUGUUGAUGACGGAUUAUGUUCCAAUCAAUGUAACUAACGUUUUCAAUAAAAACACAAAUGAAAACACGCAACGCCUUGGAAUCAUGUUCGCUCUUGACCUGACUCCACUUGACAACGCAGCUGAAUUUCCUGUUUUUAAAACUGAUGAAGAGAAUGUUGGAGGGACUCGAGCUAUUUUCCAGGAAACCAGAGACUUUGAAAAACCGUUAUCCGAUGUAUAUGUAUUUAUGACUUCUGCAAAUAUGUCUCAGUUAAUGCAAGUGAUUGAAAACACAAUUGGGGGACCCACUUGUCAACUGUCUCCAACAAAAAUGUAUUCAACGUUUAUUCACACUCAACUUGUUCAGAAUGACACCGUUUGGGAGCUAGUCAUUCCAUGGCUGGGACAGAAAACUCACAACUUUGCUUCGAAUUGUAUGAAAGCUCUCGGGCAUUUCAAAACCAAAAAGAAUUGUACCAUGUCGAAAGAACAGGUAGUCAAUGAUUUUGUACAACUGAUUCAUAUGGCCAACAAUCAAACUUUCGCCUAUUUAUUUUUGGAUGACACAUCAUGUGCAACAACUGAAAACCUGACAACAACGAUUCAAGAUUCGACACACAUUCGAAUUGUUGUGGAGGAUGGGUUGAAUGAUGUUUAUGAAGAUUUCACACUUCCAUUGGUCAAUUUGGGAUUUUUGGAUAAAACAGUAGACAAUCAAGUCAUUUACAACAAUAUUUUCUAUCUUCAAAACUUCUCAACAUCUUGUACAGAUGAGAUUCCAAUGGGUUUGGCAGUUCAAUACAUUAUGUAUUCAUUGUAG